Messenger RNA from Menidia menidia (Atlantic silverside), 405 nucleotides. The record is from the annotation of a GenBank genome assembly. Lineage: Eukaryota; Metazoa; Chordata; Actinopteri; Atheriniformes; Atherinopsidae.
AUGCUGGUCCAUGACACCUGCUCCUCCACCGUGGUCCGAGACACCACCUCGACGUUGCUACAGCAGACGUCCUCCUCACUGCCGACAACAUCUCCUCGAUGCCGGCUCCUGAGGCUGAGGCUGAGGAUGAAACCACGUUUUCAUGGCUGGACGAAGAAAUCCUCCAGAGACAAAAGCUGUGAGUGCCUGUCCACAACCAGCAUUAACGGGGGGAGUCUGUGCCGCUCGGGGUCAUUAGAUGGCACACACUGUGGAGGCUUUAUGUCAAAAAAGUCCAGCCUUCAGGAAGAGGGAUGGGUCCCAGACGGGAAUCUUCAUAGAGGGAUUUCCCAGGACUCCAAGCAAAGGACAGACUGUCUGCUGUCCGGGUGCAGUUCAUUAAUGGAGUCUCUGAUUCUGUGCUGA